AUGACUGUGUCUGAUGGAAAUUCGGGCUUUUUACGAGCAGCGCGAGCAGGAAAUCUUGAGAAGGUUUUGGAAUACCUUCGUUCAUCAAUUGAUAUAAAUACUAGUAAUGCUAAUGGAUUAAAUGCACUACAUUUAGCAUCAAAGGAGGGUCAUGUAAAUAUUGUUCAAGAACUUCUUUCACGUGGUGCCAAUGUCAAUGCAGCAACGAAGAAAGGAAAUACAGCUCUUCAUAUUGCAUCAUUAGCUGGUCAAGAAGAAGUUGUUAAACUUUUAGUUAAACAUAAUGCUAAUAUUAAUUGUCAAUCACAAAAUGGAUUCUCUCCUUUGUAUAUGGCUGCACAAGAGAAUCAUAUCGAAGUUGUUAAAUUCCUGCUCGCUAAUGGCGCUAAUCAAAGUUUAGCAACUGAGGAUGGAUUUACACCUUUGGCGGUUAGUCUUCAACAAGGCCAUGAGAAAGUUGUUGCUAUACUCUUAGAAAAUGAUUCAAAAGGUUCGAAAGUUCGUUUACCGGCAUUACAUAUAGCAGCAAAAAAAAAUGAUACAAAGGCAGCCGCCUUAUUAUUACAAGGCGAUAAUCAACCAGAUCUUAACUACAAGGGAGGAGGUUUUGUUAAUUGUACAACCAAGUCUGGUUUUACUCCAUUACAUAUAGCUGCUCAUUAUGGAAAUUUAGAAGUUGCACAAUUAUUAAUUAGUCGUGGUGCCGAUGUCAAUUAUGCAGCAAGUCAAAAUAUAACGCCACUUCAUGUAGCAUCUAAAUGGGGCAAAGAAAAUAUAGUACGACUAUUACUUGAAAAAGGUGCACAAAUUGAUGUUAAAACAAAGGAUGGAUUAACACCUCUUCAUUGUGCUGCUCGAUCUGGUCACGAGCAAGUUGUUGAUUUAUUACUUGAAAAUGGUGCUCCAUUUGGCGCAAAAACAAAAAAUGGUCUCUCAGCACUUCAUAUGGCUGCUCAAGGUGAUCAUGUUGAUGCUGCACGUAUUUUACUUUAUUAUAAAUCUUCACUUGUCGAUGAUGUUAGCUCGGAUUAUCUUUCACCGUUACAUGUUGCAUCACAUUGUGGUAAUUAUAAUGUCGCUAAAGUCCUAUGUGAACGUAAUGCUGAUGUUAAUGCCAAAGCAUUAAAUGGUUUUUCAUGUUUACAUAUCGCAUGUAAAAAAAAUCGUCUAAAACUUGUUGAACUAUUAAUAUCAAAUGGUGCCGAUUUAGAAGCUAAAACAGAAUCGGGUUUAACUUGUUUACAUGUUGCAUCAUUUGUUGGUAGUCAUGAUAUUGUUGUUUAUUUAUUACAACAUAGUGCAAAUAUAAAUGCAACAACAGUACGUGGUGAAACACCAUUACAUUUAGCAACACGUAAUAAUCAAGUUGAAAUUGUUCAAACAUUACUUCAUUAUGGUGCAUCAGUUGAUAUGAAAGCUAAAGAAGCACAAACAUGUUUACAUUUAGCAACACGUUUGGGUAAUAUUGAUAUUGUUAAUUUAUUAUUAAAAGCUAAUGCUAAUGUUGAUAAUACAACAAAAGAUGGAUAUUCAAGUUUACAUAUAGCAGCUAAAGAAGGACAUGAAGAAAUUGCUAGUUUAUUAAUUGAUCAUGGAGCUAAUUUAAAUUUAUUUACUAAAAGAAAUUUUUCUGCAUUACAUAUUUGUAGUAAAUAUGGUAAUAUUAAAGUUGCUAAUCUUCUUUUACAAAAAGGAGCUAAACCAGAUUGUCAAGGAAAAAAUGAUUUAACACCAUUACAUUGUGCUGUUCAUUAUAAUCAUGGAAAUAUAGCAUUACUUUUAUUACAACAUGCAGCGAGUCCACAUGUAACAGCACGCAAUGGUUAUACACCAUUACAUAUAGCAGCUAAAAAAAAUACUCAUGAUAUUGCUGAAAUGUUAUUAGAAUAUAAUGCAAAUACAAAUGCACAAUCAACUGGUGGUUUUACACCAUUACAUUUAAGUUGUCAAGAUGGUCAUUCGGAUAUGACUCAUCUUUUAUUAGCUCAUCAUGCUAAUCCAAAUAUAGCAUCAAAAUGUCAUUUAACACCAUUACAUUUAUGUGCACAAGAAGAUCGAGUUAAAUGUGCGGAAGCAUUAGUUAAUAAAAAUGCCAAUAUUGAUGCACAAACACUUAGUGGUUAUACAAGUCUACAUGUUGCUUGUCAUUUUGGUCAAAUAAAUAUGGUUCGAUAUUUACUUGAACUAGGUGCCAAUGUUAACAUAGAAACCAAUCUUAUGUUUACACCACUUCAUUCAGCUGCUCAACAAGGUCAUGUUAUGAUUGUUAAAUUAUUACUUGAAAAUGGUGCUUCACCAAACAAAACAAAUAAACAUGGAAUGACAGCAUUAUCAAUUGCACAACGUCUUGGUUAUAUAUCUGUUGUUGAAGAACUUAAAGUUGUUACUGAAACAACAGUUACUAGUAAACAUGAAUUAUUAAGUGAAGAACGUUAUAAAAUUCAAGCACCAGAAAUUUCUCAUGAAGAACAACCAUUAACUGAUUCUGAUGAUGAAGGAGACAUGCUUGGUGAUGCUAGUUCAAAUGUUCAUAUGCAAUAUUUACGUGAAGGUGUUUUAAUGACUGAAGCAGAAGAAAAUAAACUUAAUCAAACAUCAUUAAUUAAAGAAGAAUCUGAAUAUCCAAUGUUAGCAACAAAAGAUGGUUGGAAUGAAAGUCGAGAUAAUUUACAUGAUCAUCAACAAACACCUAUUAAAACACAACCAACAUAUACGGCUGAUAAUGAAAUAAUUACAAAACCACGUCAUGGAGGAUUUUUGGUAAGCUUUUUGGUUGAUGCUCGUGGUGGUGCAAUGCGUGGUUGUCGACAUUCAGGUGUACGAGUUAUUAUACCAGCAAAACGUGCUAGUAUGCCAACAAGAAUAACAUGUCGUUUUGUUAAACGUGAUAAAUUAACUGUACCACCACCAUUAAAUGAAGGUGAAGCAUUGGCAGCAAGAGUUUUAGAAGUUGGACCUGUUAAUUGUAAAUUUCUUGGACCUGUUAUUCUUGAAAUUCCUCAUUUUGCUUCAUUACGUAAUCAUGAACGAGAAAUCAUUGUUUUACGAAGUGACAAUGGUGAAAAAUGGACAGAACAUACAAGUCCAACCACAGAUGAAGCCGUACGUGAUGUACUCGGUGAUACGGUUGAUUCUGAAGAACUUGAAAAUCUCGAAGAACUUCAUUCACGUCGAAUAACACGUAUAAUAACAAAUGAUUUUCCACGUUUUUUUGCUUUAAUAACACGUUUACGUCAAGAAGCACAUUUUAUUGAUGAACAAGGUGGUUUAUUAACAUCAACAAUAAUACCUAAAGUUCAAGCUCUUAUACCUGAAAAAGCAUUACAAAAACGUAUUCGUAUAUCACUUCAUGUUUUACCAAUAUCAUCUCAACUUCUUCAACGUUCAUAUGGUACACGUGUUAAUGUAAGUCCUAUUGUAACAGUUGAACCACGUCGAAGAAAAUUUCAUAAACCAAUAACAUUAACAAUACCAUUACCAGCAAAAUCUUUAUCAACAACAAAACAAGGUCAUCAACGAGAAUCUCAACAACAUGGAAAUGCAUAUACAAGUGAUUCUCAAACACUUCGUUUAUUAUGUAGUAUUACUGGUGGUACACAUCCAGCACAAUUUGAUGAUAUUACAGGACAUACACCAUUGACAUUUUCAAAUGAUUGUGCUACAUUUACAACAACUGUUUCAGCUAGAUUCUGGUUAAUCGAUGGUCAAGGUGUGCCAGAUGUAUUAAAAUUAGCUCAUGAAAUAUAUCGUGAAGCAACAUCAGUACCAUAUAUGUCACGUUUUGUUGUAUUUGCUAAACGAAAUGAUCCAAAUGAAUCACUUGUUCGUGUAUUUUGUAUAACUGAUGAUAAAGAAAAUAAAACACUUGAAAUGCAAGAACAUUUUAUUGAAAUAGCUAAAUCAAAAGAAGUUGAAGUUAUUAAUGGAAAUACAAUUUAUUUGGAUUUACAAUCAAAUAAUUUACAAACAAUUGUUAAAACAAAUGAACAAUUAACAUUUACAUUUCGAGCAUUUCGAGAAAAUCGUUUACCAUGUAUUGUUCGUAUACGUGAUCAACAACAAGAACCAACAGGACGUUUAAUAUUUUCAAAAGAUAAUGGUAAAUUAACAACUUUACCACGAACAGCAUCAAGUACAAUGACAAAUGGACAUGUACCAUCAAAUACAAUGAUUGAUCCACAAUUAUUACAACCUAUAUGUAAUUUAAAUAUUGUUUUACCAUCAUAUGAUAGAGAUUUAAUUGAGAAUGAAGAACGCAUGCGAGCUCUUCAUUCAGCUGAGCGAGAUUCUCGUUUAGAAAGUUGGAGAUCUGAUGAUAUGUAUCGAAAAGGUGAAAUUCGUUUAACGGAUAUAGCACGAUUAUUAGGCAGCGACUGGCCAGCACUUGCUGCUGAACUUGAAUUAACUGAAGAAGAAGUUACUAAAUUAAUGGAUGAAUAUGGAGAAAAUGCUGCUUUACAUAUGUUACGAUAUUGGCUUAAAUCACGUGGACCUGACGCAACAGGUAACUGUCUUCAGCAAGCCUUACGUAAAAUUGGCAAAGAAAAUAUUGUUCAUAAUUGUGUAUUUAAUAUUGAAUGGGUUACGGAUGCAGCAGAAAAAGAAGUAGCCAAAGCACGUUUAACUAGUCGUGGUGGAAGUAUAGAUGGAACAACAACUGGUGGACGUCGUUUAGAUGAAGGUUUUGAAAGUGAUGAUGAAUAUGAACGUCGUCGUCAUGGAAGAUCUAAUAUCAUAAUUAAUGAUACAAUUCGACCACGUACAAUAAUAAAAACUAUAACAUUUGAAGAAUCAAUUGAAGAUGAAUUAGGAGAAAAGAAACAAGAAAAAAUUUCAUCUCAACAAAUUCUAAAUCCACAAUUUAAACAAUUAGAACCACUUAAAAUGAUUAAACGAGAUUUAUCUAAAGAUUUUCUUCCAUCAUCAUCAUCAACCUCAAGUGCUGAUACAAUAAUAAAUACAAAAAUUCAUGAAAAACGAUUAGGCGAACGUGAUGGUCCUUUACACUAUGUUGAUUCAAGUAAAGUCCCAACACCAGCGUCACGUUAUGGUGGUUAUUAUUCAAUAUAUCAUCCACAGAAUUAUUCAGGUUCAAUAACACCAUUAAGUUGUUAUUCACAUCCAUUUGAAAUGAUACAUAUUGAAAGUUUAAGAGAAAAAUUAAAUAGACUAACACGUGAUAAAGUUGAUCAUGAUGAUUCAUUAGGAAAACAACGAAGUAUAGAUCUUAGUGAAGGACGCAAAACACCAACGGAAUAUCCAACAAGAAAACACUUACCAAAACGAGAUGAUUUUGGUAUUGUUCAUAUAGCCAAAGAAGCAACUCCAAUAGAAUUCGAUUAUGAAAUACCAUCAACUAAAACCUUAUCUGCUAUGGAUACAGUUGUUCAAGAAACACCUGUUUCUUCAAUAAAACUUGAUGCUAAGAAAUUAGAUGAAGACGUACCACAAAAACAACAACAACAACAAGAAUCUACUAUUAUAACGACUGAACAACCAACUCAAAUCCUUGAUGAUACUUCACCUACGCGUACUAAUUUACCAUCUCAAACAGUAACACCUGUAGGUGAACGUUUAAUAAAAUCAAAAAUCAUACCCGAACAAGCACGUGCACUAGCACAUGCACUUAAACAUGCUGUUGUUAAACCAUUAAAAAAAACAAUAGCUACAAAAAAAAUGAAAUCUUUUGAAAUGAAUACAAAUGAACCACAAAUAACACAUUCAUUAUCAACACCAUCAUCAAUGAUUAUUGAAAAUUCCGAUAAUAUUGUAAAUGAAACAUAUGUUGAUUCACUUGAAUCAAUAAGUCCUUUAGCAUUAACACCACCACCAGCUAAACCACCACGUCAUAAUGAUGAAUCUGGUUCAUCAUCAUCUAUAGAUAUAAGUUCACCACCAACAAAACCACCUAGACAUUUUUCUUUAUCGAGUACUAAUAAUAAUGAUGAUGAUGGUCUAAUACAACAAACAGAUAAUGUUGUUAAAAAAGUUUUAAAUCUUGUUGAUACAUUUGGUAUCAUAUCAGAUAAUGAUCAUGAUAUGAAUAUUUUACGACAAACAUCACCGUCAGAAACCUAUGUACAACAACAACAACCAUCAACUAUUGAUGAAUUUGAAAAUGAAAAUUUAAAUAAUUUUCAUACAAUUAAUACAUUUACUGUUGAUCCAGCAAGAAUAAUUUUAAAAACUGAUUCAUCAUUAAUAACAAAAUCAUUUGAUGAACCUUCAGCAACACAUUCAUCAUAUCCAAUUGUAUCGUCAUCAAAUGAUUUUUCAUUUUCUUCGAAUGAUAAUAAAACUCCUAUUGAAAUAACACAAUUAGCAAACAAUUUAACAGAAAAUAUUUUUGAAGAAAUUGAAAAAGAAUUUGAAAGACAAGAGCAAUUAAAAAAUCUUAAUACAAAUAUAAAUAAUGAUCGACAAAAUUUAAUUGAUAAAUUAUCUACACAAUCAUCAAAAUCAACAAAUAAUACAUUUCGUGAUAAUGCACCAUUAUUACCUCAAUCAAUAGCAACAACACAUCCAGCAUCAAUUCAAUCGACGACCCGUCCUCUAAUGUUUGUUUCACUUGAGCCAAGUUUUAAUAUAACAAAAACAUUUUCACCAUUAAUUGAUAUUGUUACAACAAAACCGACACCAAAAAUAACAACAUCCGUUACAGUCAUAAGUCCACCACAACCAGAAAUUUCAUCAACAAUAACAACAAAUAUAAAUUCUGAUGAUGAAGAACAAUUAAAUAGUUCUUCCACAUUAAUGCCAAAUAGUAGUAUAGCUUCCGAUCGUUCGAAAUUUUUGCAAACUAGUAGUAAAGAAAGUAGUAUUGAUUCAAAUGAUACAAAUCUAUCAGAUAAUGCUAUAUCACAACAAUUAAAUACAGGUAGUGCAACACCGGCACGUUCACUGCUAUCGGAUUAUGAUAAUUUACAUGGUUCAUACGGAAGUUUAAAUGAUGACACUCAACAGCCGAUAUCUCUGCCUCCAAUUUCCGCAAUAUCAUCUGAAGCAAUAUCAUCUAUGCCGACAAUUACUAAUCCAACUGCAACAACAUCAAUGUCAACGAUUAAUGAAAGUUUCGAAAGUAUACCAUCAUCUACUGGAACAUAUGCAACCGCUAUGAGUACAUUGACAAAUGAUACUACAAGUGAUUCAACAACACUAACUCAACAUAUAAAUUCCUAUAUAAGUGAUGAAGAUCUUGUUGAAUCAUAUGAAGUUGAAACACCAACCCUCCCAUCUAGCAAUCCAUUUCGUUUUAUUAAAGCAUCGCCGCCUAUAAUCGAAGUUGUCGAAGACAAUAGUGAACCUGCUGAUGAAGACGAUAUGUCAUUUUUAAAUGAUAUUCUUGAACAAUACAAUCAUAAUUUUCAUUUACAAGACACUCCUGCAAGACAUAUUAGUGAUACGGAACAAAUAUCAACUGAUGUGAAUAAAGAAAUUACUAUUGCUGGCAAAGGAGAAGAGCCAUCACCACCAUCAUCAUCAAAAACAUCAUCAUUAUUAUUCUCUUCUACUUCUCCUUCUACUAAUUUUCCUUUUUUUUCUUCUUCUCGUAUGACUACUAUAACAGAAUCUAAUAUUUCACCACCAAUGACAAGUCAAUCAUCAACAUUACCAUAUCGACAAUCAAAUGAUAUUCCAUUAAGAGAAUCAAUUAUUCAUGAAGAUAAAACAAUAUUAGAUGAACAACAUGAUAAAAAUGUUACUAAUAUUAAUCUUCAAUCACCAACACAUCAACGUCGUUUACCAUUACCGAAUAAAUUAACAUUUGAACAAAAUAUAACAAAUCUUAUUGAAAAUGAAUCACCUUUAUUACAAUCAGAAUUAUUAACAGCUGAACAUGAAUUAUCUGUAUUACGUUCACGUUUAGCUGUUAAUGAAGGUGUUACAGCUGUAACAGGUACAAUACUUAAAUCACUUAAAGGACAAUUUGAACCACAUCAUAAAGUUGAUACAGCAACAUCACCAUUUGAUAUAUCAAAACUUAAUUUAUUUCAACAUUCAUUAGCUAUACAAACAUCACCAAUGAUUGAAACAUUACCUGAUAUACCAGAAUCUGUUGAAAUACAUUAUGAUGCACAAACAGUUAAAAGUCCAUAUUUACUUGUUAAAGCAAAAAAUUCAUUUUGGAUAGCACAACCCAUACCUGUUGCUGAAGCACAAUCACAUUUAAAAAAAUUUUCAUCACCUGUUAUGAAACGUGCUACUGUGAAAUUACCAAGAACAUUUGAUCAAACAUUUUUAACUGAUAGUGAUACGGAUGAUGAACAAAUUAUAACAAGUCAAUCAAUGGAAGAUAAACAAUUAAAUAAACCUAUAAAUAUUGAUAAUGAUAUUUCAAAUGAAGUACCAUCAUCAACGAUUAUUGAAGAAUCAAGUAGUCCAUCGAAUGAAAAUUUAUUAUCGUCAACAGAUAAAUUUUCAUCGGUUCUUACAGAAAAUAAACUUGAAAAUGAAAUUCCGAUGGAAGAUAAACAACCAACAUCUGAUGUAAAAGAACCAAUAUUGGAAAUUAAAAAAAUACGUUCAUCCUCACUUCUACGAGUUGAAGAACAAUUUGAACAAUUCGAUGAUAAAAUUGAUGAAAUUUAUUCCAUUAUUGAUUAUUUAAAAAAUACAAAAUUAACAUCAACAAAUUUUAAUACUAUACAUACAAAAAUAAAUGAUUUAAAAACAAUCAUAUCUGAUAUAAAUUUAAAUAAACAAGAUGAAUUACGUAUUGAAUAUGAAUUAGAUGAAUUACAAAAUUUAUUUCAUACAAUAAAUGAUAACUUAAUAAAUCAAUUACAUCAACAAGAAGAUUAUAGUUUAAUUGAUUUAUUUGAACAAAAUGUUAAUGAAUUACGUCGUAUUAUAAAUGAUAUUAAAUCGAAACAAACAAAUUUAACAACAACUAAAAUAAAUGAAUCCGAAAUAAAAUCAGAUGAAAAUUUACAAGAAAAUCUAUCCAAACAAAUGAUUCCCCAUGAUGCAGAUUGGUCACCUGAACAAAUGGCUGAAUAUUUUCAACGUGGACCUGAUGGUGAAUUAUUAUUAUCGAAACAAGCACAUUCACAUCUUAUACCUGAAAGUCCUGUUAUAACACGUGAUGUCUUUUUUGAAGGUGAUAAAUCAAUUCAAGAAAAACGAUCUUCUCAUCCACAUGUAACACAUCUAAUACCUGAAGAUGCACGUGUGAGUGCUGAUAGUUUUUAUGAAGGUGAUGUACAUCGUUCAUUAUAUCAUAAAGAAAAAGCCAAAGAAACGAUGGUUCAUGACAAACAUCUUAUACCAGAAAGUCCACGCGUUUCAAGUGAUGUUUUUUAUGAAGGUGACUCACAACGUUCAAUGUUUGUUGAACGUUCAUCAUUACCACAAAUGGAAUCCAUACAACCAUCAUCAAUUGAUAAUCUUCGAAGUAUAAUGAGUGAUUUAAUGCUUGCUGCUUCAUGGUCAAAAAAAUCAUAUAAAAUUGAUGAACAACAAAUAAAACAUAAUGAUGAAGAAAUUCUUGCUGAAUCAUUUAUAACAACAGAACAACAUUAUCCACCAUCAAAAUUAUAUGAAAUUGUACAUGAAAUUGAAAAUUUUCCAUUAACAUUACCAACACAAAAACUUGAUGAAUCAACAAUUGAAGUUGAAGAACUUGAUACAAGAUCACCAUUUACUUCUCAAUCACCUAUUUUUAUACAUCGAACUAUUUUAACACGACAAGAUACUGAACGAUGGCCACAAGAUGAAACAAUUAUUAUUGAUGAACAAGCACAGGAAGAUAUAUUAAAAACGACUGAGCUUGAAAAAAUUACAGAAGAUAUUCGACAACAUGCUGAAAAUUCUUUAAAUUUAUUGAAACAAAAAGAAGAAGUCUAUGAAAAACGAUAUCAAUUACCACAAAUCAUAGAUCAGCAAAUUAUUAUCGAUGAUAACCUUUAUGAUAAAUCUAAAAAACAUAUAGAAGAACGAAAAGAUAAUAUUUUUAUUGAAACACCACAGGAAGAAAUUGAAGAAAGAGAUGAAAAUGACCAAUAUCAUAUUGAAAAAACAUGGAGUACAGAUAAAAUCAUAGAACCUUCAUCCAUUAUUCCAACAGAUGAGGAUGUACAAGCUUUACAUAAACCCCUAGAUGAAUACCAACAGGAACAACAACAAAAGAGUGAACUUCGCACAUCAGCACAAGCAGAUCAAUAUGAAUAUCAACUAGAAUCAAAACUAGCCUCGGAACAACUGCCUACGGAUUUAACACGACUGAUUGAAAAUGAAGAACAACUAUCAAGUCCAAUACAUACGCCCAUUGAAGAAAAACACGAACUUCAACGACGAUUAAGCUCCGAGAAGCACAGUAUUGAAUCUCCUCAUCUUAGUGAACAAGAAGAAGAGCAAUAUGAACCAAAAUAUGAGACAUUUGAACAAGAUCGUCAUGAACCAUUGCUCACUUUUCAACAACACUUCAUCGAACAUCCUGAACUAGAUAUUCAACAAAAAGAUGAACAAGCAGAUUAUUAUGAAAAUGAAAAAAUACUAACCACCGAUACAACCAUAAUCAAACCAUUGGAAACAGCCGAAAAACAAGAAAAGCGCCAUGAUGAAGAAACAGUGAAAUUAGAAAGAGAAGCCGGUGAAAUCUAUGAAGCAGAAGAAUUCGAAACUCAACAAAAACGAACUAGUCCAGAGAUUCACAGAGAAUCAUCUCAUGAAAGUGGUCAUGAAGAAGAAGAAGAAACAGAACAAUAUCAACCUCAGCGAAAACUUAGUGAUGAUAAAAUCGUUCUUGAAUCUUCUCCAGUGAUCGAAGAACCUCAACAUGAACCAAGUUCAACAUUUGCAGCAAUCCCUACUACAUUUCAGCAAGAAAUCCACGAAAAAUAUGAACCAAGAGAAGACUAUCAUAUUAAACAGAAGUUAACUACCGAACAAAUCAUUGCCGAAUCUCCAGAACUUAGUGAACAUGAACACGAAGAAGAUCAAUAUGAACCAGAAUCCAUAACAAGUUCAGAGAAGAUACAAAUUGAGCCUAGUGAAACAAUAGAAGUAGAUCAUCAUGAAGCAUUACUUAGCUCUGGUCGAGAAUUCGUCGAAUUUCCUGAAUUACGCACUUCAUAUACUGAUGAACAUGUUGUUGAAUAUCGAGAAACAGUAAAAGAAGAAGAAAAAACACCUCAUGAUGAAGAAUUGUUGGAAACACAAAAACCAGUCAGUGAAAUCCAUGAAAUCCAUGAUUAUGAAAUCGAACAAAAACCAACUCGUGCGGAUAUUCACAUCGAAUCACCUCAUGAAAGUGAUCAUGAAGAAGAGGAGGAAGAAGAACAAUAUGAACCACAACGAAAACCUAGUGAUGAGCAAGUUGUUCUUGAAUCUCCUCCAGUAACUGAAGAAGCUCAAUAUAAAGCAAGUUCAAUUUUGACAGCAGUUCCAAUUGCAUUCCAUCAAGAAGCUCAUGAAGUAAAACAUGAACCCGAAGAAGAUUAUCAAAUUCAACGCAAGUUAAGCACUGAACAUGUCAUCGUUGAAUCUCCUGAAAUUAGUGAACAUGAACAAGUAGAAGAUCAAUAUGAACCAGAAUUACGAACAAGUUCAGAUAGAAUUCAAAUUGAACCUGCUGUAACAAUUGAAAAAGAACGCGAAGAAACAUUACUCGCUCCUACACAACAAAUCAUCGAACCGACUGAAUUAAUCACUACACACAGAGAUGAAGAACAGGAUUACUAUGAAUCCGAAGAAGAACUCAUCAGUGAUAAUAUUGUUGUUGAACCUCCGAAAAUAGUCGAAGAAGAAGAAAAACAUCAUGAUGAAGAAUUACGGGAAUUAGAAAAAGAAGCCGGUGAAACUCAUGAAGCCGAGGAAUAUGAAACCGAACAAAAACCAACUGCUACUGAUAUUCACAUCGAAUCACCUCAUGAAAGUGAUCAUGAAGAAGAAGAGAAAGAAGAACAAUAUCAAUCCCAACGAAAACCUACUGAUGAGUCAGUUGUUCUUGAAACUUCUCCAACAACCGAAGAAGCUCAAUAUGAACCAAGUUCAACCUUUGCAGCAGUUCCGAUUGCAUUUCAGCAAGAAAUCCAUGAAGUGAAACACGAACCUGAAGAAUAUUAUCAAACUGAACGCAAGUUAAGCACAGAACAGAUUAUCAUCGAAUCUCCACAACUUAGUGAACAUGAACAAGAAGAAGAGGAAUAUGAACCAGAAUUAAUAACAAGUUCUGACAAGAUUCACAUUGAACCUCGUGAAACAGUUGAACAAGAUCGUCAGACAUCAUUAGACACUUCAUACACGGAUAAAAAAGAAGACCAUUAUGAAUUUGAAGACAAAUUAACUCGUGAUAAGAAUGUCUUCGAGUCUUCAGAAAUCGCCGAAGAAGAAAGACUGCAUAAGAAAGAACCAUCAGAACAAGAAAAAGGAGCCGGUGAAAUUUCUGAACCAAUUGAAUCUGAAAUCGAAGAAAAAAUAAGUGGUGCCGAUAUUCACUUGGAAUCAUCUCAUGAAAGUGACCAUGAAGAAGAACAAAUUCGACCUGAUCGAAAACGUAGCACUGAUCAAAUCAUUGUUGAAUCCGAAGAAGUUCAAAAAGAUCAAUAUGAACGUGCUUCAAGUUUUGAACAAAUUCCAAGUGCAUUUCAUGAAGAAAUACAUGAGAUGAAACAGGAGCCAAGAGAAGAUUAUCCAACUGAAAGAAAACUAAGCACCGAACAGAUUAUUACUGGUUCUACAGAAGUUAGUGAACAUGAAGAAGAAGAAGAGCAAUAUGAACCAGAAUCGAUAACAAGUUCGGAGGAGAUCAAAGUUGAAGAAGAUCGUCAUGAACCGUUAUCAACUGGUGCACAACAGUUCAUCGAACCUGCUGCAUUGGUUGCCCCACACAUAGGUGAACAAAAAGACGAAUAUGAAUCUGAAGAAGAACUAAGUGUUGACAAGAAUGUUAUCGAAGCUCCAGAAACAGUCGAAGAAGAAGAAAAACAUCAUGAUGAAGAAUCACUGGAAUUAGAAAAAGAAACCGGUAAAACUCAUGACAUAGAUGAACAUGCAAUUCAACAACAACCAACUGCUGCUGAUAUUCACAUCGAAUCACCUCAUGAAAGUGAUCAUGAAGAAGAGGAGGAAGAAGAACAAUAUCAACCUCAAAGGAAAUCUAGUGAUGAGCAAGUUGUUCUUGAAAUUUCUCCAAUAACCGAAGAAGCUCAAUAUAAAGCAAGUUCGAUCUUGGCAGCAGCUCCUAUUGCAUUCCACCAAGGAGUCCAUGAGGUAAAACAGGGACCUGAAGAAGAUUAUCAAAUUGAACGAAAGCUUAGUUCCGAACAAGUCAUCGUCGAAUCUCCAGAAGUAAGUGAACGUGAACAAGAAGAAGAGAAAUAUGAACCAGAAUCGAUAACAACUUCAGAGGAGAUCAAAACUGAGCUUAGUGGUACAGUUGAACAAGAUUUUUAUGAACCAUUACUGGCUUCUGCACAACAACUCAUCGAACCGGCUCAACAAGUCACUGGACACAGAGAUGAAGAAGAAGAUUACUAUGAAACUGAAGAAGAAUUAACUAGUGACCAGAAUGUUAUCGAAUCUGCAGAAAUAGUUGGACAAGAAAAGAGACAUGAUGAAGAACUGUUGGAAACAGAAAAAACAACCGGUGAAAUUUAUGAAACAGGCGAAUAUGAAAUCGAACAAAAAUCAACAGGUGCGAAUGUCUCGUUAGAAUCGCCACAUGAAAGUGAUCAUGAAGAAGAGCAAGAACAACGACUUUCUGAACGAAUACGUAGUACUGACGAAGUCAUUGUUGAAACACCUGAAAUCGUCGAGCAUGAAAAGUCACCAUUCGAACAAUUUCACCAUGAUGAACAGAUUAAUAUAAUACCACGUGACGAAAUGGAAAGAGAAGAAUCAGAACCAAUCGAUCAUCAAGAAUCACAUGAAAGAUUGUGUUCUCAAAAGACCGAACUCGAAUUUCUUCAAUUCAGUGAACCAGAGGAGGAUGAAGAUGAAUUUCAACAAUCACAGCUUGAUCGAAGAGCUUAUAUUAUAUCUUCUCAAGAAACUCGACCAACGGAAAUAGAAGUCGAAGAACAGUAUCCAUCAGAACGAAAACUAAGCUCGGAAAAAAUCGCCAUCGAAUCGGCACAAAUUAUUGAACAUGAUCAAGAAGAAAAAGCUUAUGAACGACCAUUAACUUCAGAGCAAAUUUCCGAUGAAGAAAAAGAAGUACAUAAACGAAAACUAAGUGUCGAAAAGCGCUCCACUGAGUCUCCCGACCUUAGUGAACAUGAAGAAGAUCAAUACGAGCAAAAAUUUGAAACGGAAUCUAUAUCAAGUUCAGAAAAGAUAAAGAUCGAACCUACUGAAACAUUUGAACAGCAACGUCAUGAACCAUUACUAAUUUCUCAACAACAAUUCAUCGAACAUCCUGAACUUCGCAUUCAACACAAAGAUGAAGAAACACUCGAAACUGAGAAAGAAGCUGGUGAAGUUCAUGAAGAAAAUGAAUAUGAAAUCGAGCAAAAAUCAACUGGUACAGAUAUUCAUGUAGAAUCACCUCAUGAAAGUGAUCACGAACAAGAAAAAAGACAAUACGAAUCAAGUUCAGGUUUCGAAGGCUUUCCGAUAGCAUUUCCUCAAAAAAGUGAAGAAAUUAAACAAGAAUCUGAAGAAGAUUAUCAAAUUGAACAAAAUUUAAGUACUGAACACGACGUUACUGGGUUUUCAGAACUAAGUGAACACGAAGAAGACGAAUAUCAAUAUGAACAGAGAUAUGAAACUGGACAAUAUCAGUCACCAUCUAUCACAAGUCCAGACAAGAUGGACAUUGAAUCUGUCGAAAUAACUGAACAAGAUCAUUCUGAACCAUUACAAACUUCUGCACAACAAUUCAUCAAACCUCCUGAAAUCGACACACAACAGAAAGAUGAACAAAAAUUAACCACUGAUGAAAUUGUUAUUGAAUCUCCAGAAAAAGUCGAAGGAGAAAUGAAACAUGAUGAUCAAGAAACAUUGGAAUUUCAAACAGAAGUUGGUGGUAUUCAUAAAGAAGAUAAAUAUGAAGUUGAACGAAAGUUACGUGACGAAAAUAUUCAUUUAGAAUCACCUCAUGAAAGUGAUCAUGAAGAAGAACAAGUUCAACCUGAACGAAAACGUAGUGCUGAUCAUAUCGUUGUUGAACCCGUAGAAAAAUUCGAACAAGAUCAAUAUGCACCAACAUUGAGCUUAGAACAUGUUCUACAUCAAUAUCACCAAGUAAUUCAAAACGAAGAACAAGCUCUAGAAGAAAUUAAUGAAAUGCAACGAAUGCUAACCAGUGUACAACGCAUGACUGGAUCUCCAGAACAAAGUAAACAGAAACAACAAGAAGAUCAAUAUGAACCAGAAUCUUUAUCUAGUUCACAAAAGAUUCAUAUCGAACCUACUAAAACAGUUGAAGAAGAUCGUUCUAAGCCAUUACUCACCACUCAACAACAAUUCAUCGAGCAGCCUGAAGCAGGCAUUCAACACGAAGAUGAAGAACAAGAACAUGAUAAAGAAUCAUCAGUAUAUGAAAAAGCAGCCGGUGAAACUUCCGAAGUAGACAAAUACGAAAUCGAACAAAAAUCAACUCGUUCCGAUAUUCAUUUACAAUUACCUCAUGAAGGUUAUCAUGAAGAAGAACAAGUUCAACCUGAACGAAAAUUUCGUGCUGAUCAAGUUGUUGUUGAACCCUCUCAAGAAAGCGAAGAAGAAGACCAAUAUAAACCAACAUUGAGUUUAGAACAUGUUUUAAAUCAAUAUCACCAAGUCAUUGAAAAAGAGGAACAAGACCUAGAAGAAAUUAAUGAAGUUCAACGAGUGUUAACUGCUGUACAAGCCAUAGUCGGAUCUGUUGAACCUAUCGAACAGAAGCAAACAGAAGAUCAAUAUAAACCAGAAUUAAGAAUAAGUUCGGAUUACAUUCAAAUCGAACGUGGCGUACCAGUUGAAAAAGAACGUGAGGAACCAUUGCUCAGUUCUCAACCAAGAUUUCUCGAACUUCUGGAAGCUGAAACUUCUCCGACGGAUGAAGAAAAAGAUCACUAUGAAUCCGAAGAAGAACUCAAUAGUGAUAAUAUGGUUGUUGAAUCUCCGAAAACAGUCGAACAACAAAAAAGACAUCAUGGAGAAGAAUCAUGGGAAUUAGAAAAAGAAACCGGUGAAACUCAUGAGACAGAGGAAUAUGAAACCGAACAAAAACCAACUGCUACUGCUAUUCACAUCGAGUCACCUCAUGAAAGUGAUCAUGAAGAAGAAGAGGAAGAAGAACAAUAUGAAUCUCAGCGAAAAUCUAGUGAUGAGCAAGUUGUUCUUGAAUCUUCUCCAGUGACUGAAGAAGCUCAAUAUAAAGUAAGUUCAAUUUUGGCAGCAGCUCCAAUUGCAUUCCAUCAAGACACUCAUGAAGUAAAACACGAACCUGAGGAAGACUAUCGAAUUGAACGAAAGUUAAGCACAGAACAAGUUGUCGUCGAAUCUCCACAACUUAGUGAACAUGAACAAGAAGAAGAGUCGAUAACAAGUUCUGACAAGAUUCACAUUGAACCUCGUGAAACAGUUGAACAAGAUCGUCAGGAAUCAUUAGGCACUUCAUACACGGAUAGAAAGGAAGAUCAUGAUGAACCCGAAGAGAAAUUAUUUACUGAUGAAAAGGUUGUUGAAUAUCGAGAAACAGUAAAAGAAGAAGAAAAAACACCUCAUGAUGAAGAAGUGUUGGAAACACAAAAACCGGUCAGUGAAACUCAUGAAAUACAUGAUUAUGAAAUCGAACAAAAACCAAUUCGUGCGGAUAUUCACAUCGAAUCACCUCAUGAAAGUGAGCAUGAAGAAGAAGAAGGAGAAGAAUCAUAUCAAUCUGAACAAAAACGUAGCGCUGAUCAAUUCGUUAUUGAAUCUGAAGAACAACUCGAAGAAGAUCAAUACAAAGGACCUUCAAGCUUUGAGCAAGCUCCAAGUACAUUUCGCCAAGAAAUUGAAGAAGAAAAACAAGAAUCUGAACGAAGUUCAAGCUUUGAAAAAGACAUCGUCGAAUCUCCUGAACUUACUGAACGAGAAGAACAAUAUCAACCAGAAUUUGUAAUAACUUCUGACAUAAUGAAAACUGAAGCUGCUGAAACUGUCAAACAAGAUCAUCAAUUAAUUGAGCAUCCUGAAAUAGACACUCAACACAUACAUGAACAAGAAGAUCACUUGGAAUCUGAAGAGAAAUUAGCUGUUGAUAAGAAUGCUAUUGAAUAUCCAGAAAUAGUCGAAGAAGAAAGAAGACAUCAUGAUAAAGAAUUAUUUGAACCCGAAAAAACAACCGGUGAAAUUUAUGAAGUACAUGACUAUGAAACUGAACAAAAACCAAGUGGAGCAGAUAUUUACAUAGAAUCACCUCAUGAAAGUGAUCAUGAAGAAGAAGAAGAAGUUCAACCUGAGAGAAAACUUAGUAUUGACGAAUUCGUUGUUGAACCAUCUGAAGAAGAGCAAUAUGAACGAACUUCUAGUUUUGAACAAGUUGACGUUGGAUUUCGUCAAGAUAUUGACAAAGAAAAACACGACAUACACGAUGAUUAUGAACAAGAACAAAAAUUAGCUUCCGCAAUAAUUAGUUCUGAACCUCCUCAAAUUAGCGAAUAUGAACCAUUUGAAACAAUCGAUUAUAAACAAUACCAACACGAAAUACCUCGAACUGAUGAAAAAAAUCAAACUGAUGUCGAGAAUAUAUUCAAAUCAGAACGAAAACUUAGUUCCGGAAAGAUCAGUCUCGAAUCAUCUCAAUCCGAUGAACAUGCAGAAGAAAGUCAAAAAUCUCAAGAAGAACCAUUACCCUCUGAAAUACACGAUGCUGAAUCUGCUCAUGCAAUUGAACACUAUGAAGGAAAGUUCGAUACUGAUCAAUAUUCUGAAAAAUCUGAUCAACAAGAAGAGGAUAUUAUCAUAGAAGUACCACAAAAAAUUGAAGAUCAAGACACAGAAUCAAAAUCAUUCGUAUCAAGUGAAUAUGAAAAUGUUGAACAAUCUCAUCAUGAUAAAAUUAUGACUGAACCAUCAGAAAAAACCGAAGAAAAACACGACGAUCAAUCAAUACAAAAGUUAAGUAGUGUUAAAUUUAUUGUUGCAUCGGCUCCAUCAUCUGAAGAAGAAGAAAGAGAAGGAUAUGAAUAUGGACGUGAAUUUCAUAUUGAAUCAAUACCAAAAUUCGAUGAAGAAAUUGACGAUGAAUAUUUUCUUAAAAUGUUAGAAGCAAAAUAUUCAAAUCAACAAGAUAUUUCAUCAGAACAAAAAAUCAAAACUGAUGAAAUCAUUAUUCAAUCUCCUGAUGUAAGUGAACAUGAAGAGCAACAUGAACCAAUUCCAUCUGAAUUUGAUCAAGAAAUUAAAGAAGAAAAAGCAGAACGUAAAUCAAGUGCUGAUCAAAUCAUUACUGAAUCAUUUCCUUUAAUUGAAAAAGAAAAAGAUGAAAAUAUUCUUGAAAGUUCUCCAACGAUUGAUAAAGAACCAAUAGAAAAACAAAUGACUGAUGAAAUUAUAUUUCAAUCUUUAGAAACUAUUAAACAACAAAAUAUUGAAUAUGAACGACCAUUAAGUUCAGGACUUGUUACACUUACGUUUCCUCAACAAUAUGAUGAUGAUACAUAUAAAUUAAAAUCUCAAUAUGAAUUUGAACCAAGUUCAAGUGCUGGAAAAUCUACUAUUGAAUCUUUACAAGAAAAUGAACAAGAUAAUGAAAUUAUAACAGAAACUUCACCAACAUUAGAAUAUCCAUAUGAAUCUUCACAAAGUUUUAAACGUGAAAUAAUUGAUGAUAAUUUUACUAAUCUUGAAUCAUCAUCGUUUCAUAAAGAACAAGAUGAUGACAAUGAUGAAAUUGAACAUCAUCAAUUAAAACGUCCUCAACAAUGGACACAAUCACCAUUUCAACGUGAUGAAAUCUAUGGUGAUAAAUAUCGUCCUACUAAAUAUUCAAUUGAAUCACCUGAAACUGAACUUCAACAAUCAUCAAAUUAUAAAGAACAACACGUAGAAGUUGAAUCACCAAUAACAUCUCAUAUUCAACGUUCAAGUGUAAUAUCACGUACAAUUCCAGCUUAUUCUGACGAAGAAGAAUUAGAAGAACAAGAAGAAAAUGAUUUUCGUCCAACACAUCUUGAUAUUUCUAUACCCGAUGAAGAUUUAUUGAAAACUUCAACAUCUGACGAACAAAUCUAUGAGGAAAAUAAUCAAUAUGAAAAUGUUCUUAUUCAAACAUCAAAUGAUAUUGUUGAUCAAAUUUUAAAUGAUGCUAUUCGAGAAACAACAGAACAAGAUUUAAAUUAUUCAUUAUAUCAAACAGCAAAAGACAUUGUUCAUGAUGUUAUAGAUAAUGUUCAAAAAAAAUAUGAUGAUGAUAUUGUUUCAUCACAAAUUGAAGAAGCAACAAGUGCAGAUGUAUCAAUAAGUGAUAUAACUGAUUGGUCGGCACUUGUUAAAACUACUCCUGAUAUAACAAAUCAAGAAAAACCAACUCAAAGAACAGAUAGUUCAAGCGAUCAUGAAGAAGAAAAACAACAACAAGAAGAAAGUCCUAAAGAUGAAUAUACAAUAUCCGAUGAAGAUGAUGUUGAAGAAAAAAAUAAACUUGUUCCAACAACAAUGGAUCUACCAUAUUUAUCUGUAUCAGAUGUUGUUACAUCAAAAUCAACACAAGAACUUGGUAAUCUUGUUCAAGAAUUACAAACACUUGAACAACAAAUAAAUGAAAAUAUUGAUCUUCAUCAUUCAUUAUCAACAUCGUCAUCAUCAUCAUCAACAUCAUCAAUAUCAGAAAAUGAUGAAAUUCAUCAUUAUGAUUUAAAUAAUGCACAAAUAACAAAAACAACAUCAACUAAUGAAUUAACAAAUCUUAUUGCAGAAUUACAAACAAUUGAAGAACAACUUGAAGAUAAACUUGAUUCGAAAUUAGAACAAAAAACUGAUAUACCUGUAUCAUCAGAAUCUAUACAUGAACUUGGUAGUUUAAUGAAUGAAUUAAAUGAUGUUACAGAACAAUUACAGGAACGUUUACAACAAGAACAAACUGUUCAAUCAACAAAUAUUGAUCAAUUAUCACAUGAUAUAAUUAAAUAUCGUCGUGAUUCACAAACCAAUGCAUCAGAGAAGUAUUCACAUCGUACAGAACGACGACCAUCAAGUCCACCAACAUCACCAUUAUAUAAACACGAAUUUGUUCAUGUUACAUGUCAAUCUAUGAGUGAUGUUGAUCAAGUUCAAGAACAGUUACGACAUGAACAUGAAGAAAAUGCAAUUUUAAAAGAUAUGAUUAAUACAAUUAUUAAUCAAGCACAACAAAAUAUACAAUCGGGCUUACCAGAAGUUUCACAAUCAGCUCUAAAAGCUGUUCCAACACUUGUUAUUAAUCAACGUCGUAUGCCAUAUAUUCAAUCAUCAGCUACAAGUAUAUCAGAUGAAUUAGAUUUUUCUCAUGAUGAUAGUACCGGUGAUAAAACAAGUGAAUUAGCUGCUCAACUUGAUUAUCUUCGACGUAUGUCACGUUAUGAAAAUUUACUAGAUGAACAACAUCAUAUUGAAAUAGUAUCAAAUGAAACUAAUCGACGUAUGCAUGAAGAUACAAUUAUUCAUAUAACACCGGAUGAUGAUGAAAAUGAAAUCAUGUCAACAAAUUAUUUAACUAUUGUUCGAGAAGAACAUCAAGCUUUAGAUGAAUAUGACGAAGAUCAUGAUGAAGAUAAAGAUAAAGAAAAAAAGAAAAAAACUAAACGUAAAUGUUCUGAAGAUGAUGAUAAAUCUUUAUCAGAACAUCAUGAUUCAGACGAUGAUGAUGAUCAUGAUCAUGAUUAUAAAGAUAAUAAACCAUCAAUACCUUUACAUACAAUUGAAACUAUUCAAUCUGAAUCAAAUCAACAAUCAACACCAACUGAAUCAAAUCAAAAACAAUCUCAACAACAUCAACAACAACAAAAAGAACAAAUGGAAAUGAGUCGCGAUUCCAUAAAUGAAUUAAUGAUAAUGAGUCAAGAUUCUCUUAAACAACGUUCAUCUGAUUCACUUGAUGCUGAACAAGAAUUAAAAUAUCUUCUAUCCAAUCCUAAUACAUCAACAAUAUCAACAAAUGAAACUGAUGAUUUUAUGUAUAAACAACAUACAAAUGAACCAACACCAAGUCGUAUGAUGAUGAAAUAUGAUGAAGAUGAUACAAAUGAUAUUCGAUCAACAACAAAACAAUAUUCAUUAAUAUCAAAUGAAAUUGAAAUAGGACAAUUACCUGUUAUACAUGCACGACGUACAGCGAGUGAAAAUAGUCUUUUUAGUACAUCAUCAUCAUCAAUACAUAUGUAUGAUAGUCAUUCAUUAUCAGCAUCAUGUUUAGUUGAUAAAGAUGAUUUAACACCAUCAAAUGAUUAUAUUGAUUAUCAACAAACUGUUUUCUAUGAUGAUUCACAAAAAAAUCAACAAAUUUAUCGUGAAACAACAACAACAGAUGAUGAUAAUCAGUAUAAUAAUUUAAAUACAAAUAUAACAUCAUCACCAACAACUGGUAUUGGUUUUUUUGAUCGUGUUAAAGCAUUUGUUACAAAACCAGUUGAAAUUGUACAAGAAGCUAUGGAAAACCGUCGUAAACAACGAUCAACAUCAUCAUUAAGUAGUAAUGCAGAUUUAAAUGAUAAACAAAUAUUAGAUAAUGAACAAAAUUUAUCUUCAUCACCAUCAUCUCAACAACAACAACAACAACAUUUUCAUUCAGCAUAUGAUUUAUAUGAUGAAGAAAAAUUAAAACUUGUUCGUAGUCCAGAAUUAUAUGAUAUGGAUAAUGUUAAUAGUUUCAAUCAAAAGGUUUUAUUAACAAAUUUACAAGCACAAAAUCGUACACAAUCAGAAUCAGCAUUAGUUAUAGAUGAUUUAAAACAUCAUAGUAUAGAAACAGCAAGUAAUGAAGCAUCUGAAGAAUUUUUACCAACUAUAUCAAAAGAUAAUUCAUUAGAAUUUAUACAACAACAACAACAACAACAACGUCAUUCAACACCUUUUGAUGAUGUUAUGGAAAAAGAAUCAAGUUCAGAACAUUCAGAAUCAUAUAAUAUACCAACAUCAGCUUUUUCUGAUGCAUUUGAACCAACUAGUAGUUGUCAAAGACCAUUAGCACUUACUUUACCUGGACAACAACCAUCAUCACCACCACUACCACAACAACAACAACAAACUAUUGAAGAAUCAAUGACUGAAGAAGAAUUUGAUACACUUGCUGCUGAUUAUGUUCAUCAAGUAUUAAAUGAUGUUGUAGCACAAAUGAUUGGUGAACAUGAUGAUUCUUUAAGUAAUAAAAGUGAUAAAUUAGUAGGUAAUGAUACAUCAUCAGAUGAUGAUGAAGAUGAACUUGUUGAAGCAGAAGAUGAAGAACAAAAUCAAAAUCCAAUACCAACUGAUACAAGUUCAUUUAGUGUUAAUGAUCGUUAUAGUGCUGAUGAAUCAUCCAAUACACGUGAACAAUCAGCUGAUGAAGAAACUUCAGCACGAUCAUCAACAACAGCAACACCAACAAAAACUUCAUGUCAUAAAAAUAUAUAUACUGAAGAUCUUAUUGAUGAACAAACACCAAUUAUAUUAAAAUCACCACCAAUUGUUAGUCAUGGUUCACAAUCAGAUACAGGUACAUAUUUUAGUAUAGUAUCACCAUCAAGUGGUGAUUAUGUUGAUGCUUAUAGUACUCAUUCAACCAUUGAUGAUGAUAAAUUAGGUCUUCAAUAUCAUACACAAUCAAAUUCUAGUCAAUAUUUAACAGCUAAUGAUGAAACACCAAAUUUAUUAACAUCUGAUGAUAAUGAAUAUAUUAAUGAACGUGGUAAAAUAAAUUAUGCUUAUAAUGAUUCAAGUUCAGAUGAUAAUUAUUCAAAUAAAAAUCGUCAAGAAAAUUUUAUAAUAACAAAUGAAAAAAUAUCUGAAGAAAAAUAUUCCGGUGAAGGUGAAGAAAGUAGUAGUGGUAAUCAAACAUAUGUUCAACAACGACGAAAACGUUCAAAUGAACAACGUUCUUCAUUAUUAAAUGAUUUAACAACAAAUACAUCAGAAUCAACUACAACAAUAAUACCACAACCAACAACAAAAAGUGUUUCAUUUAAAUUAGAUUUAAAUGAAAAUUUUCAACGUUCACCACGUUUAUCAACAAGUAGUGGAACAACAAUACCAAGACAAGAAAGUCUUGAUUCACCAUUAAAUGAUUCAAAUGAUAAAUCAAUAAUAAAAAUUUUACAAGAUGAAAUUCUUCGUAGUAAUUUAGAAACAAUUAAAAAUGAUUUAGAAUUAAAUUAUCCAUAUGAUAGAGAAAUUUAUCCAUCAACAUCAACACCAACAACAAUACAACCAACAAAAAAAACUUUAUCAUCAUCAGAAUAUGAUGCUGGAAGUGAAAGUGAUCAAGAUUCAAUAUUAGUUGAUUCAAUUAAAACAACUAUACAAGAAAAAUUAAAUGAUAUUUAUCAUGAUAAAGAAUCAUUUAUUGAUAGAAUUAAAUUAAAAUUUGAACGUUCAUUAGAUCGUUUAGUUGAAAAAACAUUAGCUGGAGAAGUAAAUACAAGUAAAUCAGAUAUAAUAUCACCAUUUACUGAUCAAAGUCUUGAUCGUUCAUUACCAACAAUAGCACAACCAUCAACUAUGAUUCAUGCGCAUAGUGAACAAUUAUUACAAGCAUGUCCAGAUGAACUUGACUAUGGUACAUUACAACGUUUUAGUUCUGAUAGUUGUAUAAUAAUUCAUGUACCUGAACAAUAUACACCAUCAUCAACAUUAUUUUUUGAUCAAUUAAAAACCGAUCAAAUAGAAAAAAAAUCUUCAUCAAAUCAACAAACAUCUGCAUUUAGUUAUUAUACAAAACAAGAUCAUCAACAACCAUCAAGUAGUCCAAUAGAAAUGUUAAAUCCAACAAAUGAAUUAAUUGAAAAUAUAUCACCGAUUAAUCGUUAUACACCACGUUCAUUAGAUGAUUCAUCAGUUGAAUUAGGUGAACGUGAUAUGACAGAUAUGUCUGAUGAAUUUGUUUUAGUAAAAAAUUUAUCACCAUUAACAAAUACAAAAGAUAUUAAAAAUGAUACACCAUCAAAUACAUCAUCAAGUUCAUCGGAAAAACAUGAAAGUCCUGAUUUAAUUGAUAUACUUCAACAUCAAUGUGAUUAUCCACCACUUGAUACAGGUUUUGAUUUACGUUCUGGUACAACAUUAGAAACUGUUUAUGAAAGUCCAGAAUUACGACAAGAUGAAAUUAAAUCAGCUAUAAGUACAUUAAGUUUAACAACAACUGAUAAUAAUCGUCCAUAUUCAACAGAAAAUAAUUCAUCAAAUACACCAAAUACAGAUGAUUCAUUAAUGGAAUUUGAACGUAUUGAAAUGGAAUUAUUAAAAAAUACAUCAACAACAAAUAUUAUUGAUAUUGUACGUGAAAUACGUUCAUCUGUUGAUUCAUUAACACAACAACAACAACAUGAUGAUAAUAAUAAAGUUGAAUCAUUUAUUGAAAAACAUUAUCCAACAAUACAAAAUGAUGUUGAAAAUGUUCUUAAUGAUAUACUUGAUAUGACAAGUGAUUUAACACAUUCAAUAUCAUCACAAUCAGAUGCAACAACAGUUAUAUAUAAAUCUCAACAUCAUUCAUUUGAUGAUGAUUAUGUUGAAAUAACACAUGAUGAUAUUAAAAAUCAAGAACGAAAUUUAUUUUCAUCGGAUGAAGAUAUUCUUCAUAAUCAAACAACAUUAUCUAGUCAUGAUAAACGUCGUUUAUCAGCACCAAAUAAUGAAAAUAUAUCAAGACGUCUUAAAACACCAUCAUCAAGUUCAUCAUCAUCAUCAUCAUUUUCAUCAACAUCUCGUUCUGUGAUAUAUUCUCAACAACAUUCACAUCCAUCUUAUCAACAACAACGUUUAUUACAAGCUGAAACAGAUUUAGCUAGUUUUAAACAACAUCAACAAACACAAUCAGCAACUGAUUUACCAUUUUUACCUCCAUUUGUAAAUACAAAUCCUAUUAAAAGAAAAAAACAAUCAUCAUCAGUUUCAUCAACACCAACACUUUUUCCUACUGAAAUAACUAGUGGAGAUUCUAAGAAAAAAACUCAUUCACAUCCCGGUUCGUUAGGAGGUAGUCAAGUACCUCCUCGGUCAUCAUUAAUAAAAGAAGAAAUAACUUCUUCUCCUAUCACAUCUGUUUCUCCACAUUCUUCUUCUUCUCAUCAUUCGGAUGAUUGUUUUUGUACGGAUCCAACAACAACAACUAGUCAUCAACAUUAA
Messenger RNA from Rotaria sp. Silwood1, 25206 nucleotides. The record is from the annotation of a GenBank genome assembly. Lineage: Eukaryota; Metazoa; Rotifera; Eurotatoria; Philodinida; Philodinidae.